Trametes versicolor FP-101664 SS1 is the source of this 950-nucleotide messenger RNA. RefSeq lists its product as uncharacterized. Gene Ontology annotation, molecular function: oxidoreductase activity, acting on the CH-CH group of donors. Lineage: Eukaryota; Fungi; Basidiomycota; Agaricomycetes; Polyporales; Polyporaceae. The record is from RefSeq and is a predicted model, not a curated record. Bases 1 to 915 code for a protein of 304 amino acids. Gene Ontology annotation, biological process: lipid metabolic process. The transcript has 3 exons.
AUGCCAGACGUGCAGGCCAGCCAAGCCCUCUACGACCUCGCGCGGAAAUGGUUCGCAAUCAUACCGCCCAUCAUAUGUCCCGCGACCUUCGCGUUUGACGCCCCUUUCGGGCGGUUCACACCCUCGCAGGACAGCAUAUUCCUCGUUGAUGGCCUGAGGUCAUGGAUCUUCAUGGAGCUCAUCUCCCCCGCAACAUUCAUCUACGCCUUCCUACACUCCCCACUAUCACCUACGGCGGCGGGAACUGCGCCCCCUCUCACGCUCUCCCACCCGCCUACAUUCCUGGCAGCGCUGUUCUUACUGCACUACCUCAACCGCGCGAUCAUCUCCCCCCUCCGCACACCCUCGCGCUCGAAGUCCCACAUCUCCGUCCCGCUCUCCGCCGUGCUCUUCAACACCGUGAACGGCUCGCUCCUCGGCGCAUACCUCUCCUCGCCCGCCGCGCACGCCUACCUCUCCGGGGCGUUCUCAAGCCCGCGCUUCUGGGCGGGUAUCGCCGCGUGGGCCGUCGGCCUCGCGGGCAACAUCGUGCAUGACGAGAUCCUGCUGAACCUCCGCCGCACGGCGAAGAAGAACAAGGCGAAGGCCGCGAAGGACGGCGACGGCGACGGCGCGCAGGAGAAGAGCAAGGGCGAGCACUACGCGGUCCCGCACGGGCUGCUGUACCGCUACAUCUCGUACCCGAACUACUUCUGCGAGUGGGCGGAGUGGCUGGGGUUCGCGUGCGCGGCGGCGCCUGCGCCCGCGGUCACGUCGCUGAGCGCGUUCUUCGCGACGGCGAGCCCGCCGUGGCUGUUCUUCCUGUCGGAGGUGUUCUUGAUGUUCCCGCGCGCGUGGAGGGGGCACCUGUGGUACCUCAACCGAUUCCCGGACUAUCCGAAGGAGCGCAAGGCGGUCAUACCCUUCGUGCUGUGAUCUGUAAUUCUGCGCUACGUGCUACUAUAUACUCG